Molecule: messenger RNA, 1899 nt
Organism: Drosophila eugracilis
Lineage: Eukaryota; Metazoa; Arthropoda; Insecta; Diptera; Drosophilidae
Gene: cpa
Product: F-actin-capping protein subunit alpha
Exons: 3
Coding region: 247-1107 (286 amino acids)
Biological process (GO): barbed-end actin filament capping; actin cytoskeleton organization
Cellular component (GO): F-actin capping protein complex; actin cortical patch
Molecular function (GO): actin filament binding
Source: RefSeq, a predicted model, not a curated record
AAUAUCGCCCAUCCCUAGCCAAAGAAAAAAAGUGAAUCGAGUCGUCAUCGUCUUGGCCCAUUAAUUGCAAGAAAAAAGAUUGCAGCGCCGAAGAAAACGGUCGAGGAAGAGUUCUAGCGAUACCGUAAAAUCCAAGUAUUCCACAUAGAACUCCAAGCUUGAGGAAAAACCAUCGGCACCGGAAAAGAAACCAGAUCAAACCAAACAACAGCCCCUGCCCCGAUUUCGUGAAUCACCAGUGGAACUAUGGAGCAGACCCCGAUCACCGAUGCGGAGAAGGUACGCAUCGUGUCGGACUUCAUUUUACAUGCGCCUCCCGGCGAGUUUAACGAGGUGUUCAACGAUGUCCGGGAGCUCCUCAAGAACGACACUCUGCUGAAGGACGGGGCCAGCCACGCCUUUGCCCAAUACAACAAGGACCAGCUAACCCCGGUCCGCAUCGAGGGCACCGACCACAAUGCCAUCAUAUCGGAGCACAACGAUCUGGGCAACGGUCGCUUCUACGAUCCGCGCACAAAGCAAGCCUUUAAAUAUGACCACCUCCGGAAAGAGGCAUCCGACUACCAGGACGUGGAGGCAGAUGCCACUGCGGAGUCCUGGAGGGCUGCCCUCGACCUGGAGACGCUCGCCUACACUGCCAGUCACUAUAGACACGGGGUCAGCUCUGUCUUUGGGAAAGCCCAGGGCAACCAGAUAACCCUGACCAUUUGCAUUGAGGACCACCAGUUUCAGCCGAAAAACUACUGGAACGGCCGGUGGCGCUCCCAGUGGCACGUCACCUUCCAGGCGGGCAACGCAGCCGCCGAACUUAAGGGCGUGCUCAAGGUGCAGGUGCACUAUUACGAAGACGGAAACGUCCAGCUGGUAUCCUCAAAGGAGUGCCGCGAGAGCGUGAUAGUUAGCAACGAGCAGCAACUGGCCAAGGAGGUAAUUCGUUUGAUCGAGGAGGCCGAAAACGAGUACCAGCUGGCUAUUUCUGAGAACUACCAGACAAUGUCAGACACGACUUUCAAGGCCAUGCGCCGGCAGUUGCCUAUCACCAGGACCAAGAUCGACUGGAGCAAAAUCGUCUCUUACAGCAUUGGCAAGGAACUAAAGACGCAAUAAGACCAGGAGGUGCAAGCGGAAGAGGAGCGGACACAGUCGACGAAGCGGCCCAACAGUCUUCCACUUGCCAUGGCCAAGCGAGCAUAGGAACAGAUCAUCAGCAUUAACACCACAACAUCCAAACCGAAGCAGCAGGAAUACGAGUAGAAAAGCGGGCAGGUGCCUGCCAAUAUAAAAUGUCUGUAAUUGACUAUUUACAUACGAACAUAUACCUACAUAUAUAUAUAUACGGCGUGUAUUUAUACUGUGUUAUAUAACGACGAAAGUGCGUAUACAAAACAACAUAACAUAACGUUUUCGAUCGGAGACGAUUUAAAAUGCAAGCAUUUGGAUGACCUUAGCCUGACGGUGAUCGAUGCACUGCUGCCUCGUCUGAGUCACGAUCGCCACCAAUUGUCGCCUUUAUCGUUUAAGAAGAGCAUUAAACGCGGAUUUUAUCAUGUCCCUUAAUCUAUGUAUUAUUCUAAUUUUAAAUGAAUCAAACACGAGAUAUUCGCUCUAGAUGAGCCAGGAAAUGAGAACAGCCUACUCUCGUCUAUAUUAAGUGGUAUUAUAGAGCACGCAUUGAAAUUUUCUGCUUUCCCGAUUGUUCACCAACCACAUAGAAUGAGCAUGAAUAUUAACUAAGCUAAACCACUGAUCGUUUUUGCCAGCUCUCCAUUGACAAACAAUAACUAAAGACUUUGAUUUUAUAAAAACAAUAAAUUUGUAAUUAAAAUAACAUAACUAUACAACAUUUAAGAUUGCUUGAAUUAGUCAAAUUUAAUGAGAAUAAACUAAUUGAAUCGGAAA